UUAUGUCAAAACAGCUGAUUGCAGAAAUUAAUGAAAACGAAAAUUCAUAUUAAUUGAAAAGCUGGAAAGUAGGUUAAAAAAGGUCAAAUAUUAGUCGCGUCAUUGUCAAAUUUCAUUAAACGAUAGUGAUUAUUUCAGUGAAAUAUAAUUGUUAAGUGUGAAUUUUUCAACAUAGCAGAUGUUUAUUGUAAGAAAUGUCACAAAUUGAUAUCCAGGAUUUAUUUGAUAAAAGCAGGUUUCCCAGUGGUUGGCGUCUCGUAUUUAUAUUUUUAUAUACUCCAGUGGGUCUUCUAUUAAUAUUGCUACGAUUAUUAAUUGCCCUACAACUUUGGCUCAUUUCAAUAUUGCUACCUGAUUGUAAUAUUCUUCGAACAUUCUUAAGUCAUGGAUUUAGUUUUGCUUUUGGUAUUAUGGUAAAAAUUUCUGAAGGUCAAGUUAAAGACAAGCAAUCAAGGAUUAUAAUUACAAAUAAUGUCUCUGUCCUGGAUCAUUUUGCUUUAUAUAAAGCUACACAAGCAUUAACUCCUACUAUCUGGGAAAUACCUACUGCCAUGAGCAAUGCACUAGGUUUACAAAUGAUGGACAUGAGUAGUAAAGAAGCUCUAAUUGCCAAUAUGAAACAAUUUCUCUCUACGUCAAAUUGCAAUAUUGCAAUACAACCUGAAUUUGGUAUAACCAAUAGUCGUGUAGCCUUGUUAAAGUUUAACUCUUGGCCAUUUACUAUAGAAGCAUCUGUUCAACCAGUUGCAAUUAAAGCAUGGAGGCCAGAAUUUAUACCUAUUCAUCUUACCUCAUUGGCAUCUAGAUGGUGGAUAGAUGUUUUUUGGUUUAUGUUUGUUCCUUAUACUGUCUUCACAUUUAAGUACCUGAAAAUCAAGCAAAAUCCAGAUUGUGAAGUACUAGUACGGGAAGUGGAAAAAGACAUAGCAACUUGUCUUGGACUUCAAACAAGUUCUCAUACUGUAUCAGAUAAAAUAGAAUUUGAGAAACGUUAUAUUAUGGAGAGAACACAAAAUAGGAGAUUUGAUAGAAAUUCUCCAAAUUCACAAGUUAUACAUAACCUUGAGAUUCAAAGGAUGGUUCGACAAGUCAGUGAAGUGCUUCCAUUAGUUCCACAUAAUGUGAUUCUUCGAGAUCUUUUGAAAACACGCAAUGUUGACAUUACAAUUGCCAAUAUAUUGGAUGGCAUAGUUACUUAUACUCCAGAUUCAUCUCAAACUGUUACACGAUCAGCAUCGUUAAAUCAAUUACAAAAAAAUACAGUUAAAGAUAACAGUAAUCUAGGAUCUUCUUCCUUCCAGGAAAGAAAAGCUAAAAUGAUAAGGGAAGCAAGGGAAAGGUAUAUUCAAAAACAUGGACUCAAAAAUUGCUGACAUUCUUAUUGCAGUUUUAUUCUGGUUAUUAUAUCUUCAUUGAUUACAAAUAUCUAAUGUUUUUCUGUAUGUGUAUGUGUAUUUACUAUUACAUACUGUGAAUAUAA
This is a messenger RNA of Eufriesea mexicana, 1480 nucleotides long. Its product is annotated as ancient ubiquitous protein 1. Lineage: Eukaryota; Metazoa; Arthropoda; Insecta; Hymenoptera; Apidae. The record is from RefSeq and is a predicted model, not a curated record. Gene Ontology annotation, cellular component: endoplasmic reticulum membrane. The transcript is spliced from 3 exons. Bases 195 to 1373 code for a protein of 392 amino acids. Gene Ontology annotation, biological process: ERAD pathway. Gene Ontology annotation, molecular function: ubiquitin binding.